Messenger RNA from Loxodonta africana (African savanna elephant), 1143 nucleotides. RefSeq names its product homeobox D10 (gene HOXD10). NCBI's taxonomy places the organism in Eukaryota, Metazoa, Chordata, Mammalia, Proboscidea, Elephantidae. Gene Ontology annotation, molecular function: RNA polymerase II cis-regulatory region sequence-specific DNA binding; DNA-binding transcription factor activity, RNA polymerase II-specific. The transcript has 2 exons. Gene Ontology annotation, cellular component: nucleus. The record is from RefSeq and is a predicted model, not a curated record. Gene Ontology annotation, biological process: regulation of transcription by RNA polymerase II. Bases 52 to 1074 code for a protein of 340 amino acids.
GAUGUCAGCCUACAAAGGACACAAUCUCUCUUCUUCAAAUUCCUCCCCAAAAUGUCCUUUCCCAACAGCUCUCCUGCUGCUAAUACUUUUUUAGUAGAUUCCUUGAUCAGUGCCUGCAGGAGUGACAGUUUUUAUUCGAGCAGCGCCAGCAUGUACAUGCCACCACCUAGCGCAGACAUGGGGACCUAUGGAAUGCAAACCUGUGGACUGCUCCCAUCUCUGGCCAAAAGAGAAGUGAACCACCAAAAUAUGGGUAUGAAUGUGCAUCCUUAUAUACCUCAAGUAGACAGUUGGACAGACCCGAACAGAUCUUGUCGAAUAGAGCAACCUGUUACACAGCAAGUUCCCACUUGCUCCUUCACCACCAACAUUAAGGAAGAAUCCAAUUGCUGCAUGUAUUCCGAUAAGCGCAACAAACUCAUUUCUGCCGAGGUCCCUUCGUACCAGAGGCUGGUCCCCGAGUCCUGUCCCGUUGAGAACCCCGAGGUUCCCGUCCCUGGAUAUUUUAGACUGAGUCAGACCUACGCCACCGGGAAAACCCAAGAGUACAAUAACAGCCCCGAAGGCAGCUCCACUGUCAUGCUCCAGCUCAACCCUCGCGGCGCGGCCAAGCCGCAGCUCUCGGCCGCCCAGCUGCAGAUGGAGAAGAAGAUGAACGAGCCCGCGAGCGGCCAGGAGCCCGCCAAAGUCUCCCAGGUGGAGAGUCCCGAGGCCAAGGGCGGCCUGCCCGAGGAGAGGAGCUGCCUGGCCGAGGUCUCCGUGUCCAGCCCCGAAGUGCAGGAGAAGGAAAGCAAAGAGGAAAUCAAGUCUGAUACUCCAACCAGCAAUUGGCUCACUGCAAAGAGUGGCAGAAAGAAGAGGUGCCCUUACACUAAGCACCAAACGUUGGAAUUAGAGAAAGAGUUCUUGUUCAAUAUGUACCUCACCCGCGAGCGCCGCCUAGAGAUCAGUAAGAGCGUUAACCUCACCGACAGGCAGGUCAAGAUUUGGUUUCAAAACCGCCGAAUGAAACUCAAGAAGAUGAGCCGAGAGAAUCGGAUCCGAGAACUGACCGCCAACCUCACCUUCUCUUAGGUCCAAGGCCUGGCGGAGGCCGUGUUAGGAGAGGCAGCGCCGCGUUCCAGGGCCGAGUGCUGGAGGACU